Gekko japonicus is the source of this 1830-nucleotide messenger RNA. RefSeq names its product runt-related transcription factor 1-like. The record is from RefSeq and is a predicted model, not a curated record. Gene Ontology annotation, molecular function: DNA-binding transcription factor activity, RNA polymerase II-specific; ATP binding; RNA polymerase II cis-regulatory region sequence-specific DNA binding. NCBI's taxonomy places the organism in Eukaryota, Metazoa, Chordata, Lepidosauria, Squamata, Gekkonidae. Gene Ontology annotation, cellular component: nucleus. Gene Ontology annotation, biological process: regulation of cell differentiation; regulation of transcription by RNA polymerase II; hemopoiesis.
UCGGAAGGGCCUUUGGUUUUAAUAACACUGGUAAUGCCCAAGGGAAGAACUUUUCCAGAUCUAUAGGCUUUCAGUGUUGUUUUCCAAGAGAGAGACACACGCUUCCAGCACAGCCUGAAACUGGAUGCUUGGAUUAACUGUGGCAGGACCAGGAAGCGGAGGUUUCCCCCGCUCUGUCUUGUGGUCGGUCCGCACUCCCUUCGGGAUCGGCUCCACUUCGCCUGCCCCUCCAGCGCCGGGGUCCAAAGCAGCUUCCUUUUUAUGUUGGUCUCCCGAGAGCCGCCGGCUGAAGAGUUUGUCCGAAGCCCUCUGCGGAGCUUUUUCACUCAAAAGGCUUGUUGUGAUGCGUAUCCCCGUAGAUACCAGCACCAGCCGCCGCUUCACGCCGCCCUCCACCACUCUGAGUCCGGGCAAGAUGAGCGACCCGCUGCCGCUGAUCGGCCAGGAGAACAGCAGCGGCGCCCUGGUGGGGAAGCUGAGGAGCGCAGAUCGCAGCAUGGUGGAGGUCCUCGCCGAUCACGCCGGAGAGCUGGUCCGCACCGACAGCCCCAACUUCCUCUGCUCGGUCCUGCCGACCCACUGGAGGUGCAACAAGACUUUGCCCAUCGCCUUCAAGGUGUUAGCCUUAGGAGAUGUUCCUGAUGGGACUUUGGUCACAGUAAUGGCUGGAAACGAUGAAAACUAUUCUGCAGAACUCAGAAAUGCUACCGCUGCAAUGAAAAACCAAGUGGCCCGAUUCAAUGACUUGAGAUUUGUGGGUAGAAGUGGAAGAGGGAAGAGCUUCACCUUGACCAUCACAGUCUUCACAAAUCCACCACAAGUAGCUACAUACCACAGAGCCAUCAAGAUAACAGUAGAUGGACCCCGAGAGCCAAGAAGACACCGUCAGAAACUAGAUGAGCAGACAAAGCCUGGGAGUUUGUCCUUUUCAGAGCGUCUGAGCGAACUGGAGCAGUUGCGUCGUACAGCUAUAAGGGCCAGCCCACACCACCCAGCCCCCACACCUAAUCCAAGAGCUUCCUUGAACCACACCACUGCUUUUAACCCUCAGCCUCAAAGCCAGAUUCAGGAUACAAGGCAACUUCAACCAUCUCCCCCUUGGCCAUAUGACCCAUCUUAUCAAUAUCUGGGACCAAUUGCAACUCCAUCAGUGCAUCCAGCAACACCAAUUUCACCUGGAAGGGCUAGUGGAAUGACAUCCCUGUCUGCUGAACUUUCUAGCCGACUGACAGGUGCUUCUGACCUAACAGCAUUCAGUGACCCACGAGUAGGAAUUGAUCGUCCUUUCCCUCCAAUACCUGAUCCUCGCAUGCACUAUCCAGGAGCAUUCACCUAUACUCCAACACCUGUCAGCUCAGGAAUAGGAAUUGGUAUGUCUGCCAUGACCACUGCUACCAGAUACCACACUUAUCUACCACCUCCAUACCCAGGUUCUUCUCAGGCUCAAGGUGGCCCAUUUCAGACCGGCUCCCCCUCUUAUCAUCUCUACUAUGGAACAUCAGCUGGAUCAUACCAGUUCUCCAUGAUGUCUGGAGGAGAUCGGUCCCCUCCACGUAUUCUUCCUCCUUGCACUAAUGCUUCUACAGGAUCUACGCUCCUGAACCCCAAUCUUCCAAAUCAAAAUGAUGUUGUGGACACGGAAGGUAGCCAUAGCAACUCCCCUACUAACAUGGGAACCACAGCAAGGCUAGAAGAAGCAGUAUGGCGACCAUACUGAAUAAAUUAUUAGCAACGAUGGGCUGGGACUAAAAUGUUUUAUCUGCUGAUGUCCAAGGUUUCCUUGUGAAUGGCUGUGGGCACUGCCAUGUUUAUCUAUUGCUCUGAAAAACA